AUGGAAUCUUGGAGACCAAGAAGCCCAGAGACUAGUUUAUCAAGUGAUGAGGAUCAAGUCAAAGAUCAUGAUCAAGAUUCGGGUUCUACUACGGCGAAACGAAGCUACGAAUGCACAUUUUGCAAGAGGGGUUUCACCAACGCUCAAGCCCUGGGAGGUCACAUGAAUAUCCACAGGAAAGACAGAGCCAAAGCAAAGCAACUCGUCUCAGGUACUUCAUCACUAAAUUCAAACCACUACUCAAAUGAGGAUCAAUACUCCUCUUUGAGUACAUAUCAUCAUCAACAAUUUAGUACUGCACCAAUUUCAAGCCAGGCGGGUUCAGGGUACUAUCCGGUUGUGGAUCAGAGGAAUUACCAGAUGUAUUUUCAGCCAUCUGGGUCCAGCCCUAGAAUCCCAUAUGGUUAUGACCAUGAUGAUUCAAUUGGGUCAAGGCAUCAGUCUUUGGGUGUGAACCAAGAACUCUGGGGUGCAAAUUUGAGCUUGCAGUUCAGCCCCAACCAUUUGGAAGAUGAUGAGUACAGAAGGGGACUGAGGAGUAAUGAUGAGGUGGAUUUGGAGCUUCGACUUGGGCAUGGAUAA
Molecule: messenger RNA, 582 nt
Organism: Prunus dulcis (almond)
Lineage: Eukaryota; Viridiplantae; Streptophyta; Magnoliopsida; Rosales; Rosaceae
Product: transcriptional regulator SUPERMAN
Exons: 1
Coding region: 1-582 (193 amino acids)
Source: RefSeq, a predicted model, not a curated record